CCUCGGAACACGGAGGAGAGCAUCUGAUGCCGUGAACAUCACACUGCCUCAGCGCUCCAGGCGAUGGAUGUACUAUUUGGCAGGAAUAAGAAAGAACAGCUGGAGCCUGUGAGGGCCACGGUGACAGGCAAGAUUCCAACGUGGCUGCAGGGAACGCUGCUUCGCAAUGGGCCUGGGAUGCACACGGUGGGGGAGACCAGCUACAACCACUGGUUUGACGGCCUGGCCUUGCUCCACAGCUUUGCCAUCAAAGACGGUGAAGUCUAUUACAGGAGCAAAUACCUGAGAAGUGAUACCUACAACGCCAACAUCGAGGCAAACAGGAUUGUGGUGUCAGAGUUUGGGACGAUGGCCUAUCCAGACCCUUGCAAAAACAUAUUUUCCAAAGCUUUCUCCUACUUGUCUCACACCAUCCCCGAUUUCACAGACAACUGCCUGAUCAACAUUAUGAAGUGUGGAGAAGAUUUCUAUGCCACCACAGAGACUAAUUAUAUCAGGAAAAUCAACCCACAGACUCUGGAAACCCUGGAGAAGGUUGAUUAUCGUAAAUAUGUGGCUGUCAAUCUGGCAACUUCACAUCCUCAUUACGAUGAAGCUGGAAACAUCCUCAACAUGGGCACAUCCAUUGUGGACAAGGGGAAGACGAAGUACGUGAUAUUCAAGAUCCCUGCUGCAGCGCCAGAUGCCAGGAAGAAGGGGACAAGUCCCUUGAAGCGCACAGAGGUGUACUGCUCCAUCCCGUCCCACUCCCUCCUUUCCCCGAGCUACUACCACAGCUUCGGCAUCACCAAGAACUACGUCAUCUUUCUCGAGCAGCCCUUCAGGUUGGAUAUUCUCAAGAUGGCCACCGCGUACAUCAGGGGAGUGAACUGGGCCUCCUGCCUGGCCUUCCAUGGGGAGGACAAGACGUACAUCCACAUCAUCGACCAGAGGACCAGAAAGCCUGUGCAGAUGAAGUUUUACACAGACCCCAUGGUGGUCUUCCACCACGUCAACGCCUACGAAGAGGAUGGCUGCAUCCUGUUUGACGUGGUCGCCUACGAGGACAACAGCCUCUACCAGCUCUUCUACCUGGCCAACCUGAACCAGAACUUCAACGAACACUCCAGGCUCACCUCCUUCCCUACCCUCAGGAGGUUUGCCGUGCCCCUCCACGUGGACAAGAAUGCGGAAGUGGGCUCAAAUUUAAUCAAAGUGGCAUCUACUACAGCGACAGCCCUGAAGGAAAAAGAUGACCAAAUCUACUGCCAGCCAGAAUUGCUCUUUGAAGGCUUAGAGCUUCCACGGAUCAAUUAUGCUCACAAUGGGAAGCCAUACCGAUACAUCUUUGCCGCAGAGGUUGAGUGGAGUCCAGUCCCAACCAAGAUUAUAAAGUACGACAUUCUCACAAAGUCAUCCAUCAGAUGGGGAGAGGAGAACUGCUGGCCGGCGGAACCUCUGUUCGUGCCCACGCCAGGGGCCAAGGAUGAGGAUGAUGGAGUCAUCCUAUCAACUGUUAUCUCUACCGAUCCCCAGAAGCAGCCUUUUCUGCUUAUUCUGGAUGCCAAAAGUUUCACGGAAGUGGCUCGUGCCUUUGUCGACGUGGACAUGCACCUGGAUCUCCAUGGGAUAUUCAUCCCGGGCGCAGACUGGGACGCAAGGAAGCAGGCCCCUUCCCAGAAGCCACGGGAUAGAGAUUCAGACGGCGUGGCCCCACAGACCUGA
This is a messenger RNA of Carlito syrichta (Philippine tarsier), 1704 nucleotides long. It is a transcript of the gene BCO1, whose product is annotated as beta-carotene oxygenase 1. Gene Ontology annotation, molecular function: carotenoid dioxygenase activity; beta-carotene 15,15'-dioxygenase activity. Lineage: Eukaryota; Metazoa; Chordata; Mammalia; Primates; Tarsiidae. Gene Ontology annotation, biological process: carotene catabolic process; retinal metabolic process. The record is from RefSeq and is a predicted model, not a curated record.